CCCUUUUCCAGUGCUGAUGAACUUUGCGUUCCGCACCCCAUGUUGAGGCUGGCAUGCGCCGUUAGGGUCACAGUGUGUAGUUUGGGAGGCAAGGGGCUGGCAGGGCGAACUGUUGCGGCAAGUGGGGUGAACGUACAGGUACAGAGAACAGCAGCAGCCAUGCCGAGCGCUAAGAAGAAGGCGGUGAUAUUUGAUAUGGGGGGAGUCCUGGUGACCCCGCCUCAGUGGGCCAUCAACAGCUAUGAGAAGUCACUGGGACUGCCCAGGAUGUUCAUACAGGGAGUCAUGAUGAAGGGGAUGCCAGACAACGCCUUCAGUCAGCUGGAGAGGGGGGAGCUCACCCUAUCACAGUUUUUCUCAGCGUUUACUGCAGAGCUGCAGCAGGCUGCAGGGGAAGCAGGCAUGGAGCUGCCGGCAGACUUCAGCACCCAGGAGAUGUUUGAGAAGAUGCAGGGGGGAGAGGUCGUCGGGGUCAUGGUCCGGGCCGUCAGGAACCUGCGCAAACAUGGUAAGAUGCAGGAAAGAGAGGAGGUCGGGGUGAUGAUCCGAGCUGUCAGGAACCUGCGCAAACAUGGAGUGAAGACCUGCAUCCUGACCAACAACUGGGUAGACGACACGCCCGGGCGGGAGGGGCGGGCCGCCUCCAUGCUGUUCUUCAGGCGGCUGUUUGACCACGUGGUGGAGUCGUGUCGCGUCGGCCUGCGCAAACCCAGCCCCGAGAUCUUCCACCUCACCUGCCGCAGGGUCGGAGUUCAGCCACAGGAGGCCGUGUUCCUGGAUGACAUCGGGACGAACCUGAAGUCCGCCCGGCAGCUGGGCAUCACGACCAUCCUGGUGCGAGACUUUGAUAAGGCAGUGAGGGAGCUGGAGGAGGCAGUAGGACUGGAGCUGACCAGGUUCCCUCCCCCAGCUGUGGCCUGCAAGCCUGAGGAGGUUCCUCACUGCUACAUCACACUCAAGACCGGCAUUAAGCUCCACUAUGUGGAUGUAGGAGACGGGCCGGUGGUCAUUCUUCAUAAAACUUGGUCGCAUCAGCAAAAAUCUAGGCGCACCACUGUAAAAGGUUGGGAGCACAAGCAAAAGUCUUUGCCAUAA
Branchiostoma floridae (Florida lancelet) is the source of this 1095-nucleotide messenger RNA. RefSeq names its product bifunctional epoxide hydrolase 2-like. The coding region runs from base 40 to 1095 and encodes 351 amino acids. The transcript is spliced from 9 exons. Lineage: Eukaryota; Metazoa; Chordata; Leptocardii; Amphioxiformes; Branchiostomatidae. The record is from RefSeq and is a predicted model, not a curated record.